Mastomys coucha (southern multimammate mouse) is the source of this 1869-nucleotide messenger RNA. It is a transcript of the gene Mansc4, whose product is annotated as MANSC domain containing 4. NCBI's taxonomy places the organism in Eukaryota, Metazoa, Chordata, Mammalia, Rodentia, Muridae. The record is from RefSeq and is a predicted model, not a curated record.
GGUGUUCAGCCCUAACCAGACUUCUAUAGCAACCUGUCCCCACAAGCUCAAGGAACAACAUGGAAGAAGCGGCUAAAAGAACGUAAGGGCAGGAGGGUGGGGAGAAGUGCUGUGGAAUGUGUCUUCUGUACUAGAAGAGGAGGUCACACUGGACUCGAGGCUAGGGUUUCUCCUGGCCUUUAUGCCUGUCUAGGAAAAGGUGUCCGUGAUUCUCCACUCCAAGAGAAAGAAGAAAAGCUGAGGGGAGCAUACCCCGGUCUUCAAGAGAGGAAAGGUCAGAACGCCUAAACUUAUUGGACAGAGUUCAAAGACAAGGCAGACGGGCCAGCGCUCUCCCGGGGGCCAACUGGGGAGGAACAAAAAAGGUGCUGAGACGCCUCUGCAGAAGGUGCCCCUCAUAGCCCAGCAGCCCAUGAUCAGCUCCAGCUGCCUCCCUUCAACACCGAGAGAUGCGGGCGGCGGGGCUGCUGCUGCUGCUGCUGCUCCUGCUCCUGGGGCUGGCUAGCACAGUGCACGGGCUCUGCUCACCUACUGUGUUCUACAGAGAUUGCUGGAUCCGCCGCUUCCCGGGGCUGCUCUUGGACCUGGAGGAGUCUCAGAGGCUGGGCGCCCAGUUCCUCAAGUACUAUUCGGAGAACACGGGGCAGAAGUGCGGCCGGAGCUGCUGCCUCCGGAAGGAUGUGUCCUGUAAUGUGGCUGUCUUCUUCCACGAUCCCAUCCACGACAAUGUCAACUGCCUACAUGUCCACUGCCCAACCCUGGAGAGCUGCAUCCUGGAGCCCGGGACCAGUGCCGUACUGUAUAACAUAACAGCAGGCAUAGACCCAGACCUGCUGGUUUUUGAGCAUUUAUCUCCCACCUACUCAAACACCCGCUCCUCGUCCGAACUAUGGGAUAGACUGCGGAUGCUAAAAGCUAUGAAUGUAGGUAGUGAAGGAGUAUACCCAGAUGUGAUGAAUCACAUGGUGCCAUCCACAGAGGCAGCGUCAACUACACAUCAGGAUUUAGGUAUGAGCACAGGGAUCAGUUACUCCAGGAAGUCAACCACGGAUGUGGAGUUAAGAUUCACUUUGGCGAAUGUGCCCAUUGCUACCAAGGUCAACAUGGUGUCAACAAGGACAGACUUCACCCACAGUCCAGACAACAGGACUAUUUCUCCUUUCUUUGGACCCACAGACACAAGCGUUUCCCAGGUGCCCAGCCAAUCUCGACUCAACAUCAGCAAACCAUCAGUGAAUAAAACAAAGGGGUCCCACAGUGGGAACCACGCGUCCGAGAGCCAAGAGCCACGGGAUGGAGCGCCAGCGUCUGCAGGGGCCUGGCUGGCUUGUGUGACCCUGGGUGCUGCCAUUGUCAGCCUUUGCUGCCGUGUGGUCCUCGGGGCAUCCCGGUGCUGUGGGAAGCAGCAGAGCUGGUCUCGUGGACAAGGGUCAGGAUCUGUGUGUAAGCGUAACACACUGAAGGAAAGCUCCUAAGGCUUCCUGUGAGAAAGAGCAUUCUAUAAAAGAAAUUUAAAAAAUAAAGAUGUUCUAGGAUACCAGUAUCUACCCAAAGGCAAAGGCUUAGUAAAACUGUCUGCUUUCCUGAUGAUUCCCAUUUCCUGAAUUGAGAGGAAGGGGAGGGCAUCCUAAGACAGAAGUAAUAGCACCUUUGAUCCCAGCAAGGUCAGUCUCAGUUGGAGUGAGUCCAGGGCUAGCCCAGGUCAGUCUCAGUUGGAGUGAGUCCAGGGCUAGCCCAGGUCAGUCUCAGUUGGAGUGAGUCCAGGGCUAGCCCAGGUCAGUCUCAGUUGGCGUGAGUCCAGGGCUAGCCCAGGUCAGUCUCAGUUACAGAGUGAGUUCUAGGCCAGCCCCAGCUAUAUGGCACCCUGUC